AAAGCACUCUAACCCAACCAAACCCAACCCAACCCAAGAAAAUGGGUUUCACCGGAGAAGAAUCAAACCACGAUCCAGAAUCAGAAUCCUCCACCCUCCUCCUCCACGACCCACCGCGAACCACCACCAUCACCGCAAAAUCUCCACCGAAAGACGAUUACCACUUGGCAUAUAUCAUCUACUUCUCCCUCGGAUUCGGUUACCUCCUUCCAUGGAACGCAUUCAUCACAGCCGUUGAUUACUUCUCCUAUCUCUACCCCGAUGCCAGCGUUGACCGAGUCUUCGCCGUCGUCUACAUGCUCGUCGGCCUCGUCGGCCUCUUCGCCAUCAUCCUCUACAGCCACAAGUCAAACGCAUUCGUCAGAAUCACCGUCGGUUUGGCUCUCUUCGUUGUUUCCUUGCUCGUUGUUCCUCUUCUUGACGCCUUCUAUGUUAAGGGUCGGGUCGGGGUAUAUGCCGGGUUUUACGUUACGGUUGGGGCUGUCGGGCUUUCCGGUGUGGCGGAUGCGUUGGUUCAGGGGUCCAUUGUUGGCUCCGCCGGUGAGCUGCCGGAGAGGUAUAUGCAAGCUGUCAUUGCUGGCACUGCUGGUUCCGGGGUACUUGUUUCUGUCCUGAGGAUUUUCACGAAAGCUGUUUACUCACAAGAUGCCUCUGGUCUACGAAAGAGUGCGAAUCUCUACUUUUCUGUAUCGAUUGUGGUCAUGUUCGUAUGCAUGGUUUUCUACAACGUGGUUGACAAGCUUCCUGUUAUGCAGUACUACAAGGAGCUUAAGAUGCAGACUGUCACCAGGAAUGAAGACAGCGUUCAGUUGACCGGAUCUGUGUGGAGGUCAACUGUAUGGGAUGUUGUUGGAAGAAUCAAGUGGUAUGGAUUCGGCAUUGUUCUCAUAUAUUUAGUGACUCUUGCAAUUUUUCCCGGUUACAUAACAGAGGAUGUGCACUCUCAGCUUAUCAAGGAUUGGUAUCCCAUUCUCCUCAUUACUUGCUACAAUGUGUUUGAUCUUGUUGGCAAGUCUCUGACUUCUUUGUACCUACUAGAAAAUGGAAACAUUGCCGUAGUUAGUUGCAUAGUGAGAUUGUUGUUCUUCCCUCUCUUCCUAGGGUGCUUGCAUGGUCCAAAGUUCUUCCGCACUGAGAUCCCAGUGACGAUACUGACUAGCCUGUUAGGUCUUACCAAUGGUUACCUGACCAGUGUGUUGAUGAUCUUGGCUCCUAAAAUGGUAAAGUUGCAGCAUGCAGAAACUGCAGGGAUUGUGAGUGUAUUGUUCUUAGUUAUUGGUCUGGCUGCUGGGUCUGUAAUAGCUUGGUUCUGGGUCAUCUGAUUCGAUUUGUAUUAUUUAGGGUAAUAGACUUCACUCAAUCAGAAGUCAGAAAUGGGGUGGAUUUCCUUAACAUGUUAGUUCAACAUGUGAAAAUUUGUACCCACCUUGUCUGUUUAUAAAUAUUUGUCAAAGUUGUGAAAAUUUGUAAACUUACAAAAUUUCAGUUGAAUUGUAUCUGCAGGAUUAUUUUCUGCUUCCUCAA
Arachis stenosperma is the source of this 1524-nucleotide messenger RNA. Its product is annotated as equilibrative nucleotide transporter 1. Gene Ontology annotation, biological process: nucleoside transmembrane transport. The transcript is spliced from 2 exons. Gene Ontology annotation, cellular component: plasma membrane. The record is from RefSeq and is a predicted model, not a curated record. NCBI's taxonomy places the organism in Eukaryota, Viridiplantae, Streptophyta, Magnoliopsida, Fabales, Fabaceae. Gene Ontology annotation, molecular function: nucleoside transmembrane transporter activity. The coding region runs from base 42 to 1322 and encodes 426 amino acids.